This is a messenger RNA of Parasteatoda tepidariorum (common house spider), 6928 nucleotides long. Its product is annotated as toll-like receptor Tollo. Lineage: Eukaryota; Metazoa; Arthropoda; Arachnida; Araneae; Theridiidae. The record is from RefSeq and is a predicted model, not a curated record. Gene Ontology annotation, biological process: signal transduction. Gene Ontology annotation, molecular function: signaling receptor activity; protein binding. Gene Ontology annotation, cellular component: plasma membrane.
CAACGUCCCCAUCCUCUUAGCGGGCAACAAUAAAAUUUUUUAACGUUGACUGGUUAAAUCCUGCAAUGCCUUGUACUGGUAGUACUGCCUUAAAUCCUGCCUUUUUUAAGGGCUUUAAAUGAUAAAAAUAUGUAUAUAUAUAUAUAUUUCUGAAAUUAUUAUUUAUUUAAUUUUCUAUGGUAAAAGAUGAAUCAGAAAAGGUCAAUUCUACAUACAGAAGUGGGGUGAGUGUGUUGGGUGGCGGCAACUGAAGAAUUGCUGUGAAGGGAAUAUUAUGUGUUGGAAUGACUGAGAAUCAUCAUUUAUUCUCCUUAUAUGCGCUCUCCUGAUAAUCAUUUGGAGUCAAGGUCCGAAUUUUAAGACUAUUUUCUGUUUUAACGAAUCAGUGUAACUGAAUAGAGGUGAUGGCGGACGAAUCUUUCGUCUGAACUUCAUCCAAUGUAAUCAACACAUUCUGUAUUAAUACGGUACAGCUUCGAUUAUCAGAGCAUCUUUCAUACCAAAAUCUCUGAAGUUUUUUUCUUUAUCCCUUUCUCUCUUCUCUUUUUCUUUUAUAUGUCCUUGCAUAAUUUUCUGUUCCUUUACUUUCAAUAAAUGCAUGGCUCUUCAUCUUCCAAAAUAGGAAAUGGAUGUAUCAUUCCUACAUAGAAGCAUUUUAUGAAUUUAGAGAAAAUAAAAACAUGGAUUCAUUGGCAUAACUGUUGACUGGACGAAUUUUUAUCGAUUAAGGGGAAGAAGAAAAUGAAGCCAUCGUCUGGUGGGGAUGAUCAUGGAAUCCCAUCGCCUUACUCUAUUGAUCGUCGCAUGUUUUACUCUGUGCUCUGCAGUCACGCAGAAAUGCUCCAUCAAAGAAACUCGAGCAGACUAUUUCUGUGUCUGCGAUGCUCUAGACGGCACAAACGGAUGGACCUACACUUGCAUAGACAACAUGAACUUGGAAGCUGCCUUCACUGUCAAGUACAUCGUGGGCCGCUCUGUGAUAUUCCAGUGCGGAAGCGAAGAACCUCACUACUCUCUCCUCCUCCAUCAACUGGAUUUGGAAGACAUAAAGACGUUCGCUUUCAAAUCUUGCCCCCUUCCAGCAGUGCCUUACGACGAAAUUCUUCCAUUCUAUGACCACUCCCCUGUGGAACAAAUUAAAGUGGAGAGAAUUAAAGGAAACGCUUCGUUCACGAAUGAAGUGUUUGGUAAUUUCACAGAAACAUUAAAAACCCUCAUACUCACCGACAACGGUAUCGAAAACAUUUCCGAAUCUCUCUUCAGCAAUUUCACGCAUUUGAAAUAUUUGUCGUUGUCAGACAAUAGAAUAAAGUCCCUUCAGAGCCGAGUGUUUGUGGGUUUGGAAAACUUGACAACUCUCGAAAUAACGAAUAACCUGCUCGAGAAACUUCCCUUUGAUGUCUUCCAGGACCAAACAUUGCUGGAGAAAUUGUAUCUUUACAAAAACAAACUGAGGGAACUGCCAGAUGAUCUCUUCAAAAACUUAAUCAACCUCAAGAUAUUGGACUUAGCUGAUAAUCAGCUAAUUUUACUCCCUAACCGUAUUUUUGAGACCCUUUCGAAUGUGGUAUCCAUUCGCUUGAGGGCCAACUGGUUGGGUACCGUACCUGAAGAUUUAUUCAGAAAUUGCACGAGGAUGCAAGUAAUUGAUCUCAGCAUCAAUAGAUUCAUGGAACCCCUGUCCGAAAACCUAUUCCACGGAUUGACUCAUCUUGAAAAUAUUAGCAUUCAUGACUGCAAUUUGACGCUCAUCCAGGAGGGUUUCUUUUCGCGCAAUCCGAAUCUGACUCACUUGAAUCUCGAAGAGAAUAGUAUAUCUAGUCUUCCCGGAAAAAUAUUCGGAAAUAAUUCCAAAUUGAAGGAACUAAAUGUGAAUUUUAAUUUACUCAAUUCUCUUCCAGUCGAUCUCUUUCCAAAUCAUCUGAAACUCGAAAAGGUGUCUUUAUUCAGAAAUAACAUAUCCUCUAUUCCAGACAGAUUAUUCAAGCGAGCCAGGAAUGUUCGAACGUUAGUUCUCGGUCGAAAUCGAAUACAGAACGCCAGCUACGCUGUAUUUCAAGAUCUACCCAACUUAGAAGAAUUGGAUUUAAGUGUGAACAAUUUAACCUAUUUCAAACUAGAUUUAAACGAGAAUCUCAAAAAGCUCGAUUUGUCUUACAACAAUCUCUCUAAAAUGCCUGCUAUCAACUGGAUACAACACUUGCAGUUGCAGAAGGUUAACUUAGAACACAACAAGUUAUCUUUUCUUGAAGUCCCCUGGCUUCACUCGACAAAUCAUCCGAUAAUCAACCUUGCUAAUAACAAAAUAAGAACAGUAAGCGUAAAUAAUGUUUUGAUCAAUGAUCUUGGCAUCAAAAGUGAAGAGGCUUCAGAAAAUUAUAACAAUUUUGUUGAAACUAGGAUAGUUCUGAAUUCCAAUCCGUUUCUGUGUGAUUGUCAUCUGUUUAAAUUUUACAAGUACAUAAAAGAAAGCAACGGAUCACCCAGAUCCGUUCGAAUCGAUAACAUUCAAAAUUUAUCAUGCCACGAGCCCUUCUUCAAUCGUAAAAUAGUUUCGCUUGAGCCGCAUGAGUUCACAUGUGACCUACAGAACGAGUGUUCUAGUGCUUGCCAUUGUUAUUACAGAGCAUCAGACAAUGCGAACAUUGUUAACUGCUCAAACCAUGGGCUGAAAUAUCUACCAGAUCAUGUGCCAUCUAACACAAGUGUUUUAUAUUUCAGUGACAACCUAUUGACAAACAUGGAUGACUUUAAUCAGAAAAGAUGGGAAAAUCUUACCGAUAUCUAUUUGAAUCAUAACCUAGUAUCAAAUGUCGAUAACUGGACGAUACCAGUUCAGCUUAAGGGCAUUUCUUUGCAAGGGAAUAAACUGAGACACCUAAGCGAGCAGUUCAUGGGCUUUGUUUCGAAAGCACCUCAUUUUCACCUAGCUCUGAGUAGCAAUCCGUGGAUUUGCAACUGUUCUGCCAUGAAAUUCAAAAAGUGGCUCACGGAACACUACAAAAAGAUCGGUGAUGUACAACGCAUCACGUGUGGCAAUCGACUGAAACUGAACAACAGUCUCGUCCACACGCCUAUUCUUACAACGCCGGACGAUAUUCUCUGCCCGCUAGACAAUUGGCCGGACAAAGUUCAUCUGAUUACUGUGUCUGUUAUUUGUGGUGUACUGGCUCUGCUCUUGUUUAUAGUCAUCGUACUCUAUUAUCGCAACAAGCAAACAGUCAUCGCAUACGUUUAUAUUCAUAUGCAUCAUGUAUUCACCUGUUUUUUCAACGAAGAGGAUAUGGACGAGGAUAAAAUAUUCGAUGCUUUCGUUUCCUACAGUUGUUCCGAUCGUGAUGUCGCUAUGGAACUCAUCGAAGAACUCGAAAAGAAGGAUCCGCGGUUCAAUCUGUGCAUACACGAGAGGAACUGGAUUGCCGGAAACCAAAUAAGUUGGAACAUUUUCAACUCGGUGCACAACAGCAAAAGGACCAUCCUGGUCAUCUCCAAAGCUUUUCUGGAGAGCAUGUGGUUUCAAGUGGAGUUCCACACAGCCUACUACCAAAUGCUGGAAGACAAAAUUGACAGGCUGAUCAUCAUCGUCAAAGGUGACCUACCCCCCAAGGAGAACAUGGACAAAGAUCUCCAGUAUUUGCUCUCCACCAAAACGUAUCUGAUAUGGGAAGAGAAAUGGUUCUGGGAAAAACUGAAGUACGCUAUGCCGCACAAAAAGCAGCUCCUGCCCAAUGAUGUGCUGGCUCUUAAAGACAGACCUGACAGCGAAAAAGUCAAACCGAUCGAUAACCAAAUAGCCAUUUUAUCAUCGAGUGAUUGUAAAACCAAAGUUCAUGAUCCCAAUCGAUCCACUCUUCAUCUGGUUAAGAGUGUUAACGGAAAUUAACACAUUUUUUUUGUUCUCUCUGAAACGCCAUGUAAAUUUAUGUAUAUUGAUCUCUUGUAAAGAGUAAACUACAUUUUAGUAUAAUUGAAGUGUCAAACUAUAUCGCACCAUUUUUAGCUAUAUUACAUUAAAAACAAAACCAUCUCUGGUGCAAACCGAGGAAAUCAACUGUGACGUUAAAAUAAAUUGUUUGGCGUUUAGCUAAUUUUCACGCGAAUCAUAUUAAAAAUUUUGUCAAAAAAUUUCAGACGUAUCUGCUAAAGAUGAGAGUCCUCGCUCGACACAGGUUCAAUCAUUUAAAGUCGAAUUAUACUCCCACUUCUCACACAAUACUUCGAAGUUGUCAGACUUCAGCUUAUAAAUUUUUUAAUCAAACUAGUUACAAGAAGAAAAAAAAACACUUCAAAAAUUAAAUUUACUUUUUACUGUUUUUUUUAAGAUGCACAAUUUGAAAUUGUGGCAAUAAUUAUUUUUUUAAAAAGAAAUCCAGCCAAAUAUAUAAAUUAAUACUCCGAAACGAAGUCUCAACUUUCUUCGAGUAUUUGCCUCAUCUGAUAGUUGAGCCAAUUCUUCAGAAAAAUUGCAUGUUUUUUUAUAAAAGAAACUAAAAAAUUUUUCCCCUUUUUCUUAAAAAAAAUAAAUAAAGACAUAAUAUUUAGAUUUAUUAUUUUUUUUUAAAUUAUCCUUUUUUUUAAAUUUAAGUUAAUUUUAAGUUUUAUUCUAAGAAAUAAUAAAAGUAAAGGAAAAUUAUACAUUUAGGAUAUCUUAGUGCAAUAACACUGAAACGAUGGUUAGUGUUCGCUAAUUGCAUUAUUUAUGCUGAACAUUAUUUAUACAUGACUGUUCUACUCUAUUUUAUUAUUAUUUUUUUGAGAAAAUAACCUAUGUUCUAUUCAAUUUUAUUUAGGAUUUGAAGGAACUAAAAAAAGAAAUAUUAAUUCUUAAGGGAAAAAAACUGCUGUUGAAACAAAAGGCUUCCAUUAAUAUUCGUAACACAUCCGUAACUAUUCAUACAUAUAAUAGAGGUUUAUUAUUUAAAUAAUUGAUACAUGAAAUAUUAUAUUUAGUUGACUUCAUUUCGAAAGUAAGCCAACUUACCGCAUGCUCGUGUAAUCACUCGUUUUAAAAUGACUUUUUAAGAUUAUAUUCACUAGUUUUGCUCAUUAUUUUUUUUAAUAUACUUCAUUUUUUAAAGUUUUAAACAAAAAUAAGUUUUAGUCAUUUACUAAAUGUUUCGUUUAAAUGGUUUUUGAUCUGUGAUUCAUUAACUGCCGAGGUUUCUAACUAUUGUUAAUUUUUAGUUAAAUCAUUGUCUAUUCUUUCGGAUGAUCUUUUGUGAAAAAAUGACUAGCUGAAAUAUCACUCUUCUUACGAGAUGAAAAGAAGGUAAUUCAUUCAUAAAUCAGUCAUGAAAAACACUUAAACUUAAAAACAUAUACCAAUAACGAUUAAUAAAGUUUAUAUAAUUGCAAUUUCUUUUAUCUACAUUAUUUGUUGCCCUUCCCGGUGGCUUUGCGCUAUUAGAUUGAACAAAACACGUUUUUAGUAGUUCAUUUCAUCAAAAUAAGAAUGAACUGUUAUCAUUUGGCAUGACGGCAAUUCACAAGCCAUCCAUCAAGCGAUUUUCUCCAUUACUCGCGAGAGGCCGUAAAAAAAAAAAUCUCUCUCCAUAGUAUCUAUUAUAAAACUGCACAGCAUUGUUGUACAUUUAAUAAGCACCAAACAUACUAACAUGGGUAUCUUUACAUAUAUACUAUUCAAUAAAACUGCACCCAUUACCAUAAUAUCAGUAAUGCAGAUUAUCAAAAUUAAUUCAGCAUCCAUUAUAGUAGGACGAUUUUUGUACGUUUCUCUUAAAAAGUACAUUUUCAUCAUUCAUUUUUCUUACUUUUCAGUACAGAACUUAAUAUUUUUUAUUUCAAAUACUGUUGAUUUCAAAUUAUUUAGUUUUAUAGAAACUCGUUAGACAACAGAGAAAUAUGUAAAGAGUUUCUACUUUAAUGCUAGAGCAUAUAAAAAGUCGACGUAUUUUUUUUUCAGAGAUGGCCACAGUUUUAGCGCCAUGCUACGUCAAAAAGCAUAAUUAUGAGUUAUAUGGAUGAAUUUAUCGUUUUCUUUUAUUAAUUUGAAUUGAAUUUAUAAAGUUCUUUAUGAUAGGUCGUUCAUUUGUUUUAUUUUAGUUCCAUGAAAUGCUUUAUGUUAAUUCGUUAAGGAUGUCGUUUGUUAAUAAAUACAAAAAUACAUUUUGCUUAUUUAGCAAUUUAUUUUAUUAGCUUAUUUAGUAAUUUAUUUAAUUACUAUUUAUUUUAACUAUCUUUAUUUCUUACCAUUUUUCACGCUCUUAAAUUUAUUUCAAUGUUGAAUAAAAUUCAUAUGUGUAUAUAAAAAUAACAUACACCAUUGCUCCUUUUAAACUAAAUAAUAAUAGAAAAUAACUAUCAUUAUUAUGAUUACAAUAAAAACCAUAAUGUAUGAAUACUUAAAAUCACAAAAGUUGCUAUCAUUAAUUCCUGCAAUGUUGAUAAUAGUUUUGCAAAUGGCAACUUGUAAGCAAUUUCAUUUUGUCAAUUAUGUCAUACUCUUUUUUAAAGUCUUUUACUGAAUAGUUAUUUCAUAAUGGUUUUUCCGCGUUUGAUUUUUAUGAUGAAGAUUAAUUUUUAUGUAAAAAAAUUAAUUUUUUAUGACAGAAACUCUUUUAAAUCCUUAAAUAAAAAUAACUUUUUUUGCUGCCCGUUAUUUGUAGUGAAUCUCAAUACUCUCGCACAAUCAUUAUGUCAUGUUUUGUGUUUAUGUACUACUAUUAAUUAUGCAGUUUGGAUUAUAUUAGAUUUUAAUUUAUAGUUAUCUUCUAUUUGUAUUGUUAUGCCUCACAUUUGUAUAUAAGUUCUUUUUUUCGUAAUUCAUUGAGUAUGUAAACUGUUUAGAAAAUAUGUGUUCAUUCUUAUAUAUGCUAUGUUGAGAUUUCUUACAUUUGUUACAUAUCUACUUAUUUUAUGUAAAAGAAGAAUUUGUUUUGUGUUCAAUAAAAAAAAAAUUUAAAAAUGA